AGUGAAGCAACCAGUGGUCAAUGACAUCCCUUUCCUGUCAAAGCAUGUAUUCAUUUAUAUUCAAAUUGUUUUCAAUUGUAUUUGAAAAACAUCUAUAAAUCCGAUUGAAGAGAGAAAUGGGAUAAACGAGAUAUGAAUGGACUUUGGGUAUCAAUAAUGGCCAUAAAAUGACAGAAAAUAAACGCAAACCCAAACCAUCGAGUUUUAAAGGGCGGAUCACAAAACACAACAAAUUUGUGAGAGAUAUCGUGCGAGAAGUGUGUGGUUUCGCUCUUAACACAAUCCGUCAGAAGUUUUCUGAUCAAAAAGAUAUUGUGCGAGAAGUAUGUGGUUUCGCUCCCUAUGAGGACGAGUUGUCCAACGUUUUGGUCCGACAGACCGGCGCCGCCGGCGGCCGCCGCUGCACACAAGUGAUAGCG
This is a messenger RNA of Medioppia subpectinata, 419 nucleotides long. The record is from the annotation of a GenBank genome assembly. Lineage: Eukaryota; Metazoa; Arthropoda; Arachnida; Sarcoptiformes; Oppiidae.